Calypte anna (Anna's hummingbird) is the source of this 3204-nucleotide messenger RNA. It is a transcript of the gene APBB1IP, whose product is annotated as amyloid beta precursor protein binding family B member 1 interacting protein. Gene Ontology annotation, biological process: signal transduction. Gene Ontology annotation, cellular component: plasma membrane; cytosol. NCBI's taxonomy places the organism in Eukaryota, Metazoa, Chordata, Aves, Apodiformes, Trochilidae. The transcript is spliced from 14 exons. Bases 173 to 2143 code for a protein of 656 amino acids. The record is from RefSeq and is a predicted model, not a curated record.
GGAGGUGGCCGCCCCGGGGCUCCCGGCAGCCCGGGAAGCGGCCCCAGUUCCCCACAGGCGCUGGGAGGUCGAACUCCGGCCACGCAGGGGUUGAGCAGAGCCGCUCCGCCACCCCGCGACUCCUGCUUCUGGCGCCUCCGGGAGCCGGUGGCCCCGGGCCGCCCCCGCCGAGAUGGAGAUUCCAUGUGAUGACAUAGAUGAAAUGUUCAGCAAUUUACUUGGGGAGAUGGAUAUGCUAACCCAGAGUUUAGGAGUGGAGACGGUACAACCUCCAUCCCCCAAAGUGUCCAACAAUGAAUUUAGCUUUACAGUUGGCUUUAAAGAUUUAAGUGAAUCCCUAAAUGCCCUGGAGGACAAAGACUUGGAUGCUUUAAUGGCUGAUCUUGUAGCAGACAUAAAUGAUGUUGAACAGAGAACUUUACAAGCCCAGAAAAGUUCUGGCAACCGGCAAAGUACAGUCACUCAGCCUUCAAGAGGCUUGGAUAGUGACAUUUAUUCUAAAGCAAGUCCUUAUGUUACCAUUACCAGACCACUUGUGGAUGACUUGCCUGCUGCACCUCCAGACCCUGAUUCAGGCCUUCCACCACCACCACCACCACCUCCUCCUGAGCCACUCACCCAGGAAGAGCAAGAGGCACGGGCUAAAGCUGAGAAGAUUAGACUUGCAUUGGAGAAACUGAAGGAAGCAAAAAUUAAAAAGCUUGUUGUCAAGGUGCACAUGUACGAUAACAGCACAAAGUCACUGAUGGUGGACGAGCGUCAGGUGGCACGGGAUGUUAUAAACAAUCUCUGUGAGAAAACUCAUUGCAACUGCAGUGUUGACUGGUGCCUGUAUGAAAUGUAUCCAGAACUGCAAAUUGAAAGGUUUUUUGAAGACCAUGAAAAUGUUGUUAAAGUUUUAUCAGACUGGACACGAGACACUGAGAAUAAGAUUCUGUUUUUGGAAAAAAGUGAAAAAUAUGCUUUAUUUAAAAAUCCUCAGAAUUUUUACCUGGCAAGCAAAGGGAAGAAUGAAAGCAAAGAAAUGAAUGAGAAAAACAAAGAGGCUUUACUGGAGGAAAGCUUCUGUGGGACAUCUGUCAUUGUGCCAGAGCUUGAAGGGGCUCUUUAUUUAAAAGAAGAUGGAAAAAAGUCCUGGAAGAGACGUUAUUUUCUUCUCCGAGCUUCUGGAAUUUAUUAUGUUCCCAAGGGAAAAACCAAGACAUCACGGGAUCUGGCAUGCUUCAUUCAGUUUGAGAACAUUAAUGUUUAUUAUGGCUACCAACACAAAGUGAAAUACAAGGCACCUACAGAUCACUGCUUCGUCUUAAAGCAUCCCCAGAUUCAAAAGGAGUCACAAUAUAUCAAGUACUUAUGCUGUGAUAAUCAAGCAACCCUGCAUCAGUGGGUAACUGGAAUAAGAAUUGCCAAGUAUGGCAAAACACUGUAUGAUAAUUACAAAUGUGCAGUGAAGAAUGCUGGCUUGUCUUCUCGGUGGACAAAUCAAGAGACAGUGGAACCAGCUGCACUUGCAGGAUCCUUAUCAGCAGGUGCUGUUCAGUCAAAUGGACAGGUUCCUCAAAUUAUUUGUCAUUCCAGUGCAGAAUUUUCAGAAACUCAGAAGAAAGUGGAUACAUCAGAGGCUAAGUCAAAUAAUGUCAGUACACCUGGUCUGGCACAGCCAGUGAUGAGGCCACAGAAAUACCAGACUAAGAAGAACUCACUGCUGCCCCCUCCUCCACCUGCAAGGCGGUCAUCUGCUAUUUCUGUUUCACCAAUUCUGCCCCCCAAAGUCAAACGAGACAGUGCCAUCUUCCUAUCGGAUCCAGAGAGCUUUCCAGCACCGCCACCUACAAUGAAGAUGGAUUUUCCACCCCCUCCACCACCAUCAGAUUUAUGUGAACCUCCUCCAGAUUUUGUGCCUCCACCACCAUCACCAGCCCCCAGCAGUGGUAAUGGAGACCUUCCAUUACCUCCUCCUCCUCCUCCUCCCCCUGUCUUCAGUAAGCCACCACCUCCAUCAAAGAAACCUGUGCUGCUUCAUUCAAAAAGGCCUGAAAACACAGAACAGCCUGGAGAGCCAGCUGGGGCUGGAGGCAAGCAAGCAGAUUUCAUGUCUGACCUCAUGAGAGCUCUUGAGAAGAAAAGGGGCAGCAGCUCCUGACCUUGGGGAGCAGGUGGACUUCAAGCUACAGCUGGUUUUGUGAGAUAUCAUGGAAGGUUGUGCUAGAUCAGGCUCCUUCUGGAGGAAUUCUCCUUCAGAGUUCCUUCUGGAGGGUCUCAAAAGUAAGGUGGGGUACCCUCUGUCACUAUAACCUGCUCCUUUCCCUCCCACCUUGCCCCCUCACUAUUAACUCCCAUUCCAGCAUCAGGCUGAGGUUAGAAUUUGCUGCCUAGCUCCACUCUGUCAGGAUAGACAAGGAUGGUGAAGCAGCACAUGCAGAGCCAGUCCACAACUGAUAUGCAUCUUCUGUGGCUGCCUCUCUAGUUAAAUCAGAGUGAAAAUAAAAAUACAGCAGUGUUCUCAUGUCAAUUUUGAGAAGUGGGAAGAUCCCUUUCAUCAAAUUUCCCUUAAAGUUUCUUUAUCAGAAACCCCCCUAUUGUGGGGUUUUCUUCAAUAGAAAGACACAUUUUUUUCCCCAAAAAUAGCCUAAUCUUGAAAGUAAAAGCUCAGUUAGAUAAUUCUGAGAUGUAAGGCAGGAUUAGGACCAUUUCCAGACAGCAUCAUCACAAAAGUUAUACACAACUACUUCCACAGGCAACUGCAGUCACACCUGUCAGCACUCACCAUUGCUGCCCUAAACUCUCAUUUAUUUGGCUAAUCUUAGAUGAAGAAAAAUUUUUAUUUCAAAAUCCCUUGGGAUUUUUUUUCCAGUUGGCUAACAGUUGUCUUCAAACUGUACCUAGAAAUAGACUGUGUUCUGAAAAACUUUGUUAUUAUCUUGUACCUGAUAUGAAUGUCUCCUCCUACAUUUUUUUUUCAUUUGUUCUCCCACUUUAAUUCUCCAUUGUUCAUUUAGGCAGCAUUCAUUAUUAGCUCUCAAAUAAAAUUACCUUCUAUCUGUCCAAAGUGUCAUCGUUAAUGAACAGGCAUUUUACUGGCAAUUGGUACCAUUUCAAAUAUUUUUAAAGAGUUUUUGCUUAUACCUUCUAGUCUUUAUUUUUAUUUCUUUCAGUCUUUGCCUCUUCUUUUGCACAUGAUCUUCUAAGAUAUAAGUAAUACAU